GAAUUGGAUGUUGAUACAGUGUCCUGUUCCCCAAUUUACAGCAUGUGAAAAUAAGGAAAAUAAAAGAGGACAGCGGCAAAUUAAAAAAAAUGCACUGUGGGAAAUUACGAUGACUUUUGACUUUUGACUUUUUUCUUUUUGACGCGUAAUGAAAGAAAACAUGGGAUGUCUUGUUUCGCUUCUUAUCAAAUUGAAAGACGUCAGAAUAUGAUCAAUAAGUAACGAAACAGCCUAAAAUAAACCGUCUAUCUGAGUUCAAUAAACCCUACCUUACCCGAAGUGACAUCGUUGCCGACCCCGCAUUUACUAAAAGGUAUAAAAAAGGAAAUCGGACGCUGUUCUCUCUUUUAUUUUCUUUUAUUUUCUCGUUUAUUUAUUUAUUAUACAACUUCUUCGUAAACAUGGUCUCUGAAAAACUUGAUGCUAUUCGCGUUGGUACUGGUGAAGAUCUUAUCACAUUAACUCGUUGGGUUAUCUCACAACAACAGCACGCACCCGAAGCGACCGGUGAUCUUACGUUACUGUUGACCGCUAUUCAAUUUGGCUGUAAAUUUGUUGCUUCUAAAGUUAGACAAGCUGGCCUCGUUAAUCUCUUGGGUUUGACUGGUGCAGCUAAUGUUCAAGGCGAAGAUGUUAAAAAGUUGGACGUUCUUGCUAAUGAUAUCUUUCGUAACGCAUUAAUUGGAUCCGGAAAGGCAUGUUUACUCGUGUCUGAAGAAGAUGAAAAUGCAAUGAUUAUUGAAAAUAAGGAACAACGUGGUAAAUACGUUGUCACUUUUGACCCCUUGGAUGGCUCUUCUAACAUUGACUGUGGUGUCUCUAUUGGUACCAUCUUUGGUAUCUUCAAAGUCAGAGACCAAGAGAAUCCAAGCAUCAAGGAUUGUAUUCGUAGCGGCCGUGACUUGAUUGCUGCCGGCUACUGCAUGUAUGGUUCCUACGCAGAACUCAUCUUGUCUGUCGGUAAUGGCGUCAAUGGUUUCACGUUGGAUCCUUCUAUUGGUGAAUUUAUCAUGACACAUCCUAAUAUCACUUUGCCUCCUCGUGGUAAAAUUUACUCUGUUAACGAGGGAAAUUAUAAAUACUUUGAUGAACCAAGCAAGAAAUACGUUGACCAUGUCAAACAAAAAUACAGUGCCCGUUAUGUAGGUUCCAUGGUAUCUGAUAUUCAUAGAACUUUAUUAUAUGGUGGUAUCUUUGGUUACCCUGCUGACUCAAAGUCAAAGAAAGGAAAACUUAGAAUCUUGUAUGAAGUAUUCCCCAUGUCCUACUUGAUUGAACAAGCAGGUGGUAAGGCAACUACUGGUAAAGAAAACUGUUUAGACCUUGUACCUGAGCACAUUCACGAUCGCUCUGGUAUCUGGCUUGGUUCAAAGGAAGAUGUUGAAGAGUUGGAAUCAUUCUACAAGAAUCAUUCAUCAUAAAUAAAAUUUAUUGUGUGUUAAUGUGUGUA
Rhizopus microsporus ATCC 52813 is the source of this 1450-nucleotide messenger RNA. RefSeq names its product inositol phosphatase. Gene Ontology annotation, molecular function: fructose 1,6-bisphosphate 1-phosphatase activity. NCBI's taxonomy places the organism in Eukaryota, Fungi, Mucoromycota, Mucoromycetes, Mucorales, Rhizopodaceae. Gene Ontology annotation, cellular component: cytosol; cytoplasm. Gene Ontology annotation, biological process: sucrose biosynthetic process; gluconeogenesis; fructose 6-phosphate metabolic process. The transcript is spliced from 7 exons. The record is from RefSeq and is a predicted model, not a curated record. Bases 402 to 1421 code for a protein of 339 amino acids.